AUGGGUUCAAAUGUUUGUAAAACACUUCAUUUACCAUUAACAUCACAACAACAACGUCGUCAUGAUUUAAAAGAUUCACGUUUUGAUCAAAAUGAUAAUAAUCAUAAUAAUCGCAAUGGCGGUGGUAAACGUUCAUUAAAUUUUGGUAUACACAAUAGUAAAAAACAAGGUAAAAUUAAACAACGUGUACAAGUACAACCAAUAACUGAACGUUUAGUUGAAGUUAAUACAUCAUAUUUGGAUCAUAUACAAUCGAAUAUACGUAUGGAUGAUAAAAAUAAUUUUAUUGAACAAUUAAAUUGUUCUUAUUGUGAAAAGAAAAUAUUUACUGAUAAUAAGAAUGAUGUUUUAGAUCAUAAUUCGCAUCAUUCACAUAAAAAUCAUCCUCGUACACCAUCACCGGAUACAACAUUAACCGUAAGACCUGAAGUUAUGAAUAUUCCAUCAAUAGAAGAUGAUGAUGAUGAUGAUAAGAAAUUGAUUGCAACAACACCGCUAUCUGAUCGCAGUGCUGAUAAUCCCGAAGAAAAAUCAUUAUCAGAUUCGAUAAAAGUUUCACCAUCAGGAUCGCAAUCAACAUCGUCGUCAUGUUCAUCAUCGUCGUCAUCAUCACCGCAACGAAAUGUCGAUCCAUUUCCAAUCAUAAAUGAACAUGAAAAUGAUGAUGAUAAUAACGCUGAUAAACCUGGUUCGAUUAGUCCAAUUCUUUAUCGAUCUGUAUCGACUAUUCCAAUGUGUUUAGAAGAAGAAGAAGAAGAAGAAAAUGAAGCAGAAGAUGAUCAUGAUGAACAUGGUGAUAGUAUUAAUGAAUUACCUAAGAAAAUGAAUAAAUCAUCAACAACGAAAAACAAUCAAUUUAUGGCUAUAACAAAUGAAAAAUUUCCACGUAAAAAAUGUCGUAGUCUACCUAGAUUGGAUAGUAAAUUUAAUCUACUCAUACAGAAUUGGAGUGAUUUAGAUUUAUUGACAAAAGAAUUUGUAAAAACUGGUGAUAAAAUGAAUAAUAAUAAUGAAAAAAAUGGCGAAGAAUUUUGUGAAUUUUGUGAAUAUAUAAAAGGUGGUGGUGCGGAUAAAACAUCAACAUGGACAAAUUUGGAUAAAGAUGUUACAAUGCUAAUUGAUAUGGCCGAUCGUCUUGGUAUGAUGAUUAUGGAAAAAGAAAAAGAUAAAGAAAUUAGUGGUGGUGGUGGUAGUGCUAUUCAAAACAAAUCAGCACUUCUUUUACAACAAGAAGAUAUUGUUGAAGAGAAAAAAGUAUCAUUAUCAUAUUUGGAAAAAUUAAAUAAUUCAAUGGAUUUAAAACAAAAAGUACAUUUUUUACGUAAAAAACGUCAAGUUGGUAUAUCUGUAAUGAAAACAUCCGGUGGUAAAUGUUUAAUGGAUUUUAAUGAUGGCCAAAAUAGUUAUCAAAUACAAA
Dermatophagoides pteronyssinus (European house dust mite) is the source of this 1417-nucleotide messenger RNA. RefSeq lists its product as uncharacterized. The record is from RefSeq and is a predicted model, not a curated record. Gene Ontology annotation, biological process: signal transduction. Lineage: Eukaryota; Metazoa; Arthropoda; Arachnida; Sarcoptiformes; Pyroglyphidae. Gene Ontology annotation, molecular function: 3',5'-cyclic-nucleotide phosphodiesterase activity.